Pomacea canaliculata is the source of this 1514-nucleotide messenger RNA. RefSeq names its product multiple epidermal growth factor-like domains protein 11. The record is from RefSeq and is a predicted model, not a curated record. Bases 373 to 1065 code for a protein of 230 amino acids. Lineage: Eukaryota; Metazoa; Mollusca; Gastropoda; Architaenioglossa; Ampullariidae. The transcript is spliced from 9 exons.
ACUGCGUGCAGUCAAACGUGUCAACACGCAGGUGAUGAUACCGGGGAAGACAAUUACUGCGACUCAGACAAUGGUACUUGUGUUGAAGAUUGCGUGCCGGGAUACUGGGGAGAGAACUGUACACGUAGCUGUGGAGCAGGCUGUGAUGGCGGUACAUGCAGCAAGAAUAGCGCGACGUGUCAGUGCCUGUCAGGCUGGAAUAGUCCUUUGUGUCAAAAUUGCUCCGCCGGUCACUACAACGUGUCUAACAACUGUCAAAACACCUGUGGUGAAGGAUGUCAUGACACAUGCAGCAAAACUGACGGGACAUGUCAGUGUCGGCCAGGAUGGCAGCCUCCUCUGUGUCAAAAUUGCUCAGACGGUCGCUACAACAUGUCCAACAACUGUCAAAACACCUGUGGUAGAGGAUGUCAUGACACGUGCAACAUUACUGAUGGGACAUGUCAGUGUCGGCCAGGAUGGCAGCCUCCUCUUUGCCACCGUUGCUCAGACGAUCAUUACAACGUGUCUAACGACUGUCAAAACACCUGUGGUAGAGGAUGUCAUGACACGUGUAGCAGGACUGACGGGACAUGUCAGUGUCAGCCAGGAUGGCAGCCUCCUCUGUGUCAACGGUGUGCUGACGGCUGGUUCGGGUCUGAGUGUACAGAGUGCGGCCACUGCGCCAACAACAGCGUCUGUGACAAGAAGACCGGCGUCUGUCCCUUUUGUGAUGGAGACUUUGUUGCCCCCCUGUGUGUAGAUGAAAAGAUGCCACAUUAUGGUGACAAGGAGACUGUGAGUUUGGCGGGUCCUGUGGCUGGUGCAGCAGUUGGCUGUAGUAUUGUCUUUCUUAUUACAGGAAUCCUCAUUGGUCUUUUUCUGAGAAGAUCAAGAUCCAAACAAACCACCGAACAUCUCAGCUCAGCUAAUGAAACCUCCUCUACAGCAGAACGACCAGGCUCUACAUCUGUGAAAGACACAUCGGACUACAGCAACAACGUCUAUGACGCACUCGACCCUCGUGACGAAAACAUCGCCCCCUACUCUUCUCUCUACAUCCAGACUAGCAGCAAGGGAACCUAGAGGCCUGCUUCCUACCUCAAUACGAGUCCAGUGAAACAAAUAAUUUAAGUUCGACUUAGAAGCAGUUUCUGUUAAAUAUUCAAUAAUUUGUAAAUAUAAACAAGAGUAUACACGCCACCCAUUUUCGCUGGAGAGUUGCACAUGACUAGCCUUCCAGAUUCGUAAUGAACUGACUGGAACAGUUGACACACUUCAUUUUUACCUUACAGUUAUAGUUUACUGCGGAGUAAACAUGUUGUUUUCCUUACAUGUAUCUAACAGUUUACUGUCAUUUACAAACACCGAAAGAGCUGAGCGGAAUCAUGAGAUUCUUGAAUAAAUUUGCUUUAGUACAUGUACCUGAUGAUACUGAUGAUGACGACAAUAAUGAUGACGACAAUGAUGCUGAUGAUGACGAUGGAGAUGAUGAUGACUACUAGUACUAAUAAUGAGUAAUCUUGAGAAUAUGA